AUGGGGACAGUGUUAAGAAGUGGGUCCAGGGUCCAGCUGUGGGUGCCCUGUCUGCUCCUGGCAUUCCCUGCUUCAGCCACUGGGCCUGAGGUCACACAGCCUGCAGUGGACACCCCCCUGGGCCGCGUGCGAGGCCGGCAGGUGGCCAUGAGGGGCACAGACCACCUGGUGAAUGUCUUCCUGGGCCUCCCGUUCGCGCAGGCACCUCUGGGGCCUGGCCGAUUCUCAGCCGCGCGCCCAGCGCAGUCCUGGGAGGCUGUGGGGGAUACCAGCAAUGCCCCUGCGAUGUGUCUGCAGGAUCUGGAGAGAAUGGACAACAGCAGAUCUGUGUUGAAUGGAAAGCCUGUUUCAGAGGACUGCCUGAUCCUCAACAGCUACAGCCCCGCUAAGGCCCCUGCAGGGGCCAGGCGGCCGGUCAUGCUGUGGAUCCAUGGAGGCACUCUGGUGGCGGGUGCUGCCACCUGCCAAGACGGGUCAGCCCUCGCUGCCUACGGAGAUGUGGUAGUGGUCACCGUCCAGUACCGCCUGGGGUUCCUUGGCUUCCUCAGCACUGGGGAUGAGCAUGCGCCUGGCAACUGGGGCUUCCUAGAUGCGGUGGCUGCUUUGAACUGCGUGCAGGGGAACAUCUCCCCCUUUGGAGGUGACCUCAACUCUGUCACCAUCUUAGGUGCUUCGGCUGGCACCUGCAUCGUCUCUGCCCUGGUCCUGUCCCCGCUGGCUGCAGGGCUCUUCUACAGGGCCAUAGCUCAGAGUGGGAUCGUCACCAUGCCAACGUUAAUGGAUCCUAACCCGAGGGUCCUGGCUCUGAGCUUCGCAGACUCCCUGGGCUGCAGCUCUGCCUCUUCGGCUGAGAUGUUUCAGUGCCUUCGGCAGACGGCAAAGAGCAGAUCCUUAACAUGAAGUUGGUAUAACACUACGGCUUCCUACACUGUUGAUGGCACCUUCUUUCCCAAGAGCCCCAUGGAACUCUUGAGGGACAGGCACUUCCACUCUGUGCCCUUCCUCGUGGGUGUCCACAGUCACGAGUUUGGCUGGCUCAUCCCCAGGCCAGUCCUCUGCCACCCCAACAUCAUCACCGCAACCUAUGAGCUGACGCUUCCAUUUGAUAGGUGA
This is a messenger RNA of Leptonychotes weddellii (Weddell seal), 1113 nucleotides long. NCBI's taxonomy places the organism in Eukaryota, Metazoa, Chordata, Mammalia, Carnivora, Phocidae. The record is from RefSeq and is a predicted model, not a curated record.